This is a messenger RNA of Protopterus annectens (West African lungfish), 1368 nucleotides long. It is a transcript of the gene GPR101, whose product is annotated as G protein-coupled receptor 101. Gene Ontology annotation, biological process: G protein-coupled receptor signaling pathway. The transcript is spliced from 2 exons. Lineage: Eukaryota; Metazoa; Chordata; Ceratodontiformes; Protopteridae. Gene Ontology annotation, molecular function: G protein-coupled receptor activity. Bases 115 to 1368 code for a protein of 417 amino acids. Gene Ontology annotation, cellular component: membrane. The record is from RefSeq and is a predicted model, not a curated record.
ACGGACUGGGGAUAUCGUGUUACAGCAUCAGCAAGAAAUGGCAGGGCGAUUCAUUCCCCACUGAUCAAGGGGAAAAAACCUAGGUGGUGGGAUGCCAGACUCCAUUACUCUACAAUGUCCAGCUUUCAUUCGCACAGCGAAUUCAGCAAUUCUACUCACAUCUUGAAGGAUAUUAAUAAUGCAUCUACUGCUGCAAAUUGCUUCGUAAGGAUAUCUGUGAUCUCUGUAAUUGUCUGCACUUCUCUAUUUGGCAAUGUACUUGUCUUGAUGGUUUUCCAGCGCAAGCCGCAGUUGCUUCAUAUCGCAAACCGUUUUGUUUUCAAUUUGCUUAUAGCAGAUCUUUUUCAAACAGUUCUGGUGAUGCCCGUGGUUAUUCUCGCCACAAUGCCUUAUGUUUGGCCGCUGGACCAACGUCUCUGCAAGGGUUUAGUAGUUUUGAUGCAUCUGUUUGCAUUUGCGGGAGUGAAUACCAUUAUAGUUGUUUCUAUUGAUAGAUACUUAGCCAUUAUACACCCCCUGUCAUACCCCACAAGGAUGACCCCCCAGAGAUGUAGCAACCUAAUUGUUUUAACAUGGCUACUAGGUAUCAUUCAAAGUACACCACCAUUAUACGGCUGGGGCAAGAUUGACUUUGACCAAGGACAUAAUGUUUGCACUGUAUUGUGGUCUUUCAGUUAUUCGUAUACCUUGCUGGUUGCACUCUUUUCGUUCUGGCUACCGGUGUGCAUUAUGCUGGGAUGUUACUGGAUGGUGUUCAGGGCCGCGAGAAGGCAGAAUGCACUGGUGCAUCCUAUUCAAACAGCCAAUGGUCAGGCAAAAUGUGAUGAGCUUUCCAAGAACUCGGGCUCGAGGGUACGCCCGCGCCACCUCCAUUAUCACUGCAAAGCAGCCAAGGUAGUGUUUGUGAUAAUGUUCUCCUAUAUCAUUGGUAUGGGACCGUAUAGUCUCCUUAGUAUGGUGUUACUGAGAAGGAAAACACCUGUACCGCAAUGGAUUACAACAUUUGCUUUAAUUUUGUUCUUCUUACAGUGCUGCAUUCAUCCAUACAUAUAUGGGUAUAUGCACAGAAGUGUGAGAAAAGAAUUUGUACUUUUACUCUGCGGGUGUUUUUGCAGACAGACGAAACCAAGAGUCUCGACUAUAGACAGUUAUUGUACAGCUACUGAAGGGACAGUCUUCCACACACAAUUUUCGGCUGUCAGAGUCCGCCCCAUGCACAGCUGGGAAGUAUCCACUUCAUCUGCCAGACCAGAUAAGAUAAUUAGCAUUUCAAAAGACAGUACUGGGAAGGAAACUACAUCAACUAGUUUCAGUUCUGAGAAAGAACUUUACCUUCUACCUUCCAAGAUCCCAAUCAGAGACGGAUGA